UGGAGGAUUUUGUGGUGGUGCUUUUUGACUCUCCGCCACGGUGUAGCGUUUUCGUUCAUUUUGGUGGUGGAAAGCUGCAGAGGCAGUGAAGGCCGGCGGGGGGCUGCUCUGCUCUGUUGUAAGGGAGUGAUUUGUGAAUAUUAUUAACUAACCUAGACAAGAAUCAAGAUGGCUACUACUCCUACAAGUGCCGCCGCCGCCGCGGCGCUCACCAGCACCACCUGCAAAACAUGGCGACCAAAGCCCUCCUCCUCCGAAUUUCAGUUUCGGAAUCCUACAACCAGACCCAGUCCUAUCAUUACUGUUUCCCGUGAUCGUUCCGCCCUGUCCUUUAUUACUAGGGCUGCUGUUCCUCCUCCUCCGGAUAAUCAGGAGCAGGAAGAGGAGGAGGAGCGUGACGACGACGACGAUGGCAUUGCCAAAGGAAAGCAGCCGUCAGUAUCUUCGUCGCCGAUGAUGACGAUUAGACUGGACGACGUGAACCCGGUGGGACUGGGGCGGCGCUCAAGGCAAAUAUUCGAUCAAGUGUGGCGUAAGUUCUCAGGAUUGGGACAGAUCUCGAGGACCACUCGCGCUGAUGACGAGAUGAGCCUUCUCAUGAACGAGAGCGGUCCCAUGUGUGAGUUCGCUAUUCCCGGGGCUCAGAACACCACUGUCCUCGUUGUAGGUGCUACCAGUCGUGUUGGUCGUAUCGUCGUCCGCAAGCUCAUGCUCAGGGGUUACAGCGUCAAGGCUUUAGUUCGGAGGGCUGAUCAACAAGUGGUAGACAUGCUUCCAACCUCUGUGGAGGUAGCGAUUGGUGAUGUUGGUGACUCAUCAAGUCUUAAGGCUGCUGUUGAAGGGUGCAAUAAAAUUAUCUAUUGUGCCACAGCCCGUUCCUCUAUCACUGGAGAUCUAAAUAGAGUUGAUCAUCAGGGGGUUUACAACCUUACCAAAGCAUUUCAGGACUACAAUAACAAACUGGCACAGCUAAGAGCAGGAAAAAGCAGCAAAAGCAAGCUUUUACUUGCGAAGUUUAGGUCUCAAGAUUCAUUGAAUGGGUGGCUGGUUCGUCAAGGAACAUACUUCCAGGAUGUGGUUGCUGCCAAGUAUGAUGGAGGAAUGAAUGCUACUUUUGAAUUCACUGAGGAUGGACAUGCAGUUUUCUCAGGAUAUGUUUUCACUAGAGGGGGGUUUGUGGAGCUAUCAAAAAAGCUUUCACUUCCUUUGGGUUCCACGCUUGACAGAUAUGAAGGUAUAAUACUCUCUGUUGGUGGGAAUGGGAGAUCUUAUGUCUUAAUUCUUGAAGCUGGUCCUUCAGCUGAUACAACUCAAAGCAAAAUGUAUUUUGCUCGGUUCAGCACAAAAGUUGGAUUUUGCAGGGUGAGAAUACCUUUUUCAUCCUUUCGACCAGUCAAACCAGAUGAUCCUCCAUUGGAUCCAUUUCUUGUGCACACUUUGACCAUACGAUUUGAGCCAAGAAGACAGAGGCCUAUCGAAGGACCUUCUGGAUCAAAACAGGACUUGAGAAGCUUUAAAUUCGUAGUCGAAUAUAUAAAGGCACUUCCUGCUGGGCAAGAGACAGACUUCAUUCUGGUUUCAUGUACAGGACUAGGGAUAGAACCUACUCGGAGGGAGCAGGUUUUGAGAGCCAAAAAGGCUGGGGAAGAUUCUUUAAGAAGAUCAGGCCUUGGUUACACAAUCAUUCGCCCAGGUCCCCUAAAGGAAGAACCUGGUGGCCAACGUGCUCUGAUCUUUGAUCAAGGAAACAGGAUUUCUCAGGGCAUCAGCUGUGCCGAUGUGGCUGAUAUAUGCGUGAAGGCUUUACAUGAUUCAACUGCAAGGAACAAGAGUUUCGAUGUAUGUUAUGAAUAUGUGGCUGAGCCAGGGAAGGAGCUGUAUGAACUGGUAGCACAUUUGCCUGACAAAGCAAAUAACUAUCUGACACCGGCACUCUCCGUUUUAGAGAAGAACACUUGAGAGAGAGAGAGAGAGAGAGAGAGCACUUUCUUCUUCAGGAAUAUGUAUGUAUAUGUUAUGCAGUAGCUAGGUUAGCUUAGGCAGGGUCUCCCCCAAAGAAGUGUAUAAUUAUUACCCUUGCCCUUCUUGGCGAAUCAUUCUUCACUCCUUGUAGUAAGAAUCAUCAUCAACACUAUGACAUCCUUAAAUCCACUUUCAUUGUAUAAUAAUCUUCCUUUUUAUUAAA
Molecule: messenger RNA, 2185 nt
Organism: Diospyros lotus (date-plum)
Lineage: Eukaryota; Viridiplantae; Streptophyta; Magnoliopsida; Ericales; Ebenaceae
Product: protein HIGH CHLOROPHYLL FLUORESCENCE PHENOTYPE 173, chloroplastic
Exons: 13
Coding region: 169-1959 (596 amino acids)
Source: RefSeq, a predicted model, not a curated record